Molecule: messenger RNA, 2484 nt
Organism: Malus domestica (apple)
Lineage: Eukaryota; Viridiplantae; Streptophyta; Magnoliopsida; Rosales; Rosaceae
Product: heat shock protein 83-like
Biological process (GO): cellular response to heat; protein folding; protein stabilization
Cellular component (GO): perinuclear region of cytoplasm; cytosol; protein-containing complex
Molecular function (GO): ATP hydrolysis activity; ATP-dependent protein folding chaperone; ATP binding
Source: RefSeq, a predicted model, not a curated record
UCCCCCAACCAUCAGACAAUCGCAAUCGUCAAUCUCUUUCUUGCUUUCUUUCAAUCGCGACGCUUCGAAUUUUCUCGCAAACAAGCUCGAAUUUUCUCUCGCUUUCUUGCAUUUUCUCGGAAAACUUGAUCGAUGGCCGACGUUCAGAUGCACGACGCUGAGACCUUCGCCUUCCAGGCCGAGAUCAACCAGCUUCUGAGCUUGAUCAUCAACACUUUCUACAGCAACAAGGAGAUCUUCCUUCGUGAGCUCAUCAGCAAUUCAUCUGAUGCUUUGGACAAAAUUCGUUUCGAGAGCCUCACAGACAAAAGCAAGCUCGAUGCUCAGCCGGAGCUUUUUAUCAGGCUGGUGCCUGACAAGGCUAACAAGACCCUCUCAAUCAUUGACAGUGGCAUCGGCAUGACCAAAGCAGAUUUGGUGAACAACUUGGGUACAAUUGCAAGGUCUGGAACCAAAGAAUUCAUGGAGGCAUUGCAAGCCGGAGCCGAUGUGAGCAUGAUUGGUCAGUUUGGUGUCGGUUUCUACUCGGCCUAUCUCGUUGCUGAGAAGGUCAUUGUGACCACCAAGCACAAUGACGACGAGCAGUACAUCUGGGAGUCACAGGCUGGUGGUUCCUUCACUGUCACAAGGGAUGUCAAUGGCGAACCGCUCGGCAGGGGCACCAAGAUCACCCUCUUCCUCAAGGAGGAUCAGUUGGAGUAUUUGGAAGAGAGGAGGGUCAAGGAUCUUGUGAAGAAGCACUCUGAGUUCAUCAGCUAUCCAAUCUAUCUCUGGACCGAGAAGACUACCGAGAAGGAGAUCAGUGACGACGAAGACGAAGAUACCAAGAAGGAAGAGGAAGGAGAUGUUGAGGAGGUUGAUGAGGACAAGGAGAAGACAUCAAAGAAGAAGAAGAUCAAGGAGGUUUCUCACGAGUGGCAGCUCAUCAACAAGCAGAAACCCAUCUGGCUCCGAAAGCCCGAAGAAAUCACCAAGGAGGAGUACGCUGCCUUCUACAAGAGCUUGACCAAUGACUGGGAGGAGCACCUUGCUGUCAAGCAUUUCUCAGUCGAAGGCCAGCUCGAAUUCAAGGCCAUCCUCUUCGUCCCGAAGAGGGCUCCUUUCGAUCUUUUCGACACUAGGAAGAAGAUGAACAACAUCAAGCUCUAUGUCAGGAGGGUGUUCAUCAUGGACAAUUGCGAGGAGCUGAUUCCGGAGUACCUCGGAUUCGUGAAGGGUGUCGUCGAUUCGGAUGAUUUGCCUCUCAACAUCUCUCGUGAGACGCUGCAACAGAACAAGAUUUUGAAGGUGAUCAGGAAGAACCUUGUGAAGAAAUGUAUUGAGAUGUUCAAUGAGAUUACUGAGAACAAAGAGGAUUACGCCAAGUUCUACGAAGCCUUCUCCAAGAAUUUGAAAUUGGGCAUCCAUGAGGACAGCCAGAACAGAGCCAAAUUGGCCGAUCUCCUCCGCUACCACUCGACCAAGAGCGGUGACGAGGUGACAAGCCUGAAGGACUACGUGACCAGAAUGAAGGAGGGUCAGAAGGACAUUUACUACAUCACCGGAGAAUCGAAGAAGGCGGUGGAGAACUCUCCGUUCUUGGAGCGCCUGAAGAAGAAGGGCUACGAAGUUCUUUACAUGGUGGAUGCCAUUGACGAAUAUGCCGUCGGACAAUUGAAGGAAUACGACGGCAAGAAGCUGGUGUCCGCCACCAAGGAGGGUCUCAAACUCGAUGACGAGACAGAGGAAGAGAAGAAGGCAAAAGAGGAGAAGAAGAAGUCAUUUGAGAACCUCUGCAAGACAAUGAAGGACAUUCUGGGAGACAGGGUCGAGAAGGUGGUGGUUUCCGACAGGAUUGUCGACUCGCCCUGCUGCUUGGUGACCGGAGAAUACGGGUGGACGGCCAACAUGGAGAGGAUCAUGAAGGCGCAGGCGCUGCGGGACAACAGCAUGAGCUCCUACAUGUCGAGCAAGAAGACGAUGGAGAUCAACCCGGACAACGGAAUCAUGGAGGAGCUGAGGAAGAGGGCGGAGGCUGACAAGAAUGACAAAUCCGUGAAGGACCUCGUGCUGCUGCUGUUCGAGACUGCUCUGCUGACCUCCGGCUUCAGCCUGGAUGACCCCAACACUUUCGCGGCGAGAAUUCACCGGAUGUUGAAGCUGGGGCUGAGCAUUGAGGAGGAGGAGAUCGGCGGCGAUGAUACUGACAUGCCUGCUCUGGAGGAGGACGGUGCUGAGGAGAGCAAGAUGGAGGAGGUGGACUAAGCCAGUUUCUGCGUUUUGGAGUCAAUUGGGAUGUCAUUUGAGUUUGUGGAUAUUUCGGGUAUUUUGGUUUACCUAAUUGUUGGUAGGUGUCGCGGUCUUAUUGGAUGAAAGUUGUCCCCGUGGUGUGUCAAUCUUGUAGUGUCUUUUAAUUUUGUGUUGUCAGUUUUCAGUCCGUGUCAAAACUUGAUGGUGGUUAAUUCUGAAACUCGAUAAUGUUAAUAUAAUUUUGAGUUUCUCAUA